Molecule: messenger RNA, 1814 nt
Organism: Eucalyptus grandis
Lineage: Eukaryota; Viridiplantae; Streptophyta; Magnoliopsida; Myrtales; Myrtaceae
Product: serine/threonine-protein kinase WAG1
Exons: 1
Coding region: 56-1591 (511 amino acids)
Biological process (GO): protein phosphorylation
Cellular component (GO): nucleus; plasma membrane; cytoplasm
Molecular function (GO): protein serine/threonine kinase activity; ATP binding
Source: RefSeq, a predicted model, not a curated record
GACUCAGAGCUCUCUCUCUCUCUCUAUAUCGCGAGUAGUCGAUCUCCGGCCGGACAUGGACGACGACACGCUUUUCCCGUCGGCGGAAACCGACCUCGACCUCAGCUUCACCAGCCUCGCCUCCACCGCCGCCACCGACCGCACCUUCGCCUGCUCCAGCGCCCGCAGCAGCUUAGCCCGCAGCAGCCUCACCCUCAGCUUCAACGACCGCCUCUCCACCUCCUCCGCCUCCGCAUCCGCCCCCUCCUCCUCCUCCUCCUCCGCCGUCGCCGCCUCCCUCCUCCACCGCCGCCCCCACCGCCGGUCCGACCCCAACUGGUCCGCCAUCAAGGCCGCCACCACGCUCUCCUCCGACGGCCGCCUCCACCUCCGCCACCUCAAGCUGCUCCGACACCUCGGCACCGGCAACCUCGGCCGCGUCUACCUGUGCCGCCUCCGCGACUGCCACUCCGCCAGCUUCGCCCUCAAGGUCGUCGACCGCGACUUUUUGACCGGCAAGAAGCUGUCCCACGUCCAGAUGGAGGCGGAGAUCCUCUCCGCGCUGGACCACCCUUUCCUGCCCACCCUCUACGCCCACAUCAACGUCUCUCACUACACCUGCCUCCUCAUCGACUACUGCCCCGGCGGCGACCUCCACUCCCUCCUCCGCCGGCAGCCCGGCAACCGCCUCUCGGUCCAGGCGGUCAGGUUCUUCGCCGCCGAAGUCCUCGUCGCCCUCGAGUACCUGCACGCGCUCGGGGUCGUGUACAGAGACCUCAAGCCCGAGAACAUCCUCUUACGUGAGGAUGGCCACAUCAUGCUGUCCGACUUCGAUUUGUGCUUCAAGGCCGACGUGGUCCCCACUUUCAACACCCGAGCGGGGCCCACGUCGCCCAGGACGACGAGGAGGAAGGGCCGAAAGCUCUCGUCCUCCUCCUCCUGCAUCUACGGCUCGGUCAAGCGGGGAGAAGCGUGGAGAGAGGUGGUCGCGGAGUUCGCGGCGGAGCCCACGGCGGCCUACUCGAGGUGCUGCGUCGGGACCCACGAGUACCUCGCCCCCGAGCUGGUCUCCGGGAACGGGCACGGCAACGGCGUCGACUGGUGGGCCUUCGGGAUCUUGCUGUACGAACUGUUGCACGGGACGACGCCGUUCAAGGGCGGGAGCAAGGAGAGCACCCUGCGCAACAUAGCCUCGAGCAAGCAGGUGAGGUUCCCCGCGGCGGCGGAGCGAGAGGAAGCCGGCAUGGCCGAGGCGCGGGACUUGAUAGAGAAGCUGUUGGUGAAGGACCCGCGGAGGCGGCUAGGCUGCGCCCGGGGCGCCACCGACGUUAAGCGCCACCCCUUCUUCGACGGGAUCAAUUGGCCGCUGAUCAGGAGCUAUCGGCCGCCGGAGGUCCCGGGGCUCGUCAGGAAGCCGAAGCCGCACGCGGGCCACGUCGCGAGCAUCGCGCCGCAUCACAAGCGGCGGCGCUGGUGGUGGAAGGGGCUGGAGUACUUCAUGAGAAGUAGCAAAAGAUCUACGUCGAAGUACUAUUACUCGAGAAACCCCAGUCGGAGCAACAGCAAUUACUAUCAAUACUACGUUAAGAAUAGCAGUUCUCAUAAGAUGUGACACAAUCUUACUCGGGGGUUCCUUUUUUUCCGAAAGUUUUCCACACUCUUUUGACUUUGCCUUGGGAGUUCAGGAUUUUGUAAAGCGGGUAGUGAUGGCAACCAAACUUCUCCAAGUUUCGGUGGGAUUGUAUUUUGCUAUGUAUAUGGACAGACAGAUUGUAUGGAUGUAUAUGAAUCGAGGUUACAAAAUUGUUGGAGUCCGAGUUUGUGAUUUCUUUAAA